AUAUAACUUUAAUAUAAAUCGUAAUUGUAACAUUCAUGUCUGAUGUAUCUAAAUAACAAUACGAAAACUGCAUUUUGAAUAUUAAUUAAUAUACGACGUAAUGAUUCCAUUUGAAUUUUCGUAUCCAAGAUUGAAUUUCACAAACCUUGAUAUCACUUGCCUUUUGCUGAGUUUUCUACAUUUUCAGACGAUAAACGUAUAAAUUUCAAUGAUAUUAAGGAGAUGAUAUGCAAUAGUUUCCCAACUUGACAGACUUGAUAAAUAAUCAUACGAUGGUAGUCGUUGUUAUUUUCGCGUUAUUCAUCGCAUCCCUUGGGAGAUCUUUAGGUUUACAUGACAGUUAUGCUAAACUGUUGCUGAAAUUAUUUGAAUUUUGUCAAAAGAAAAUUGAAAAAGCUGAGAAAAGAAAUUUGGAUGAUUCAGAUGAAGAAGAGGAUUCAUCCAACGGCAAUUCAGUGAUAUCGAGAGAAGUUAAGUUAGUGCCGGAGCCUCACCCAGAAGGUAACAAUGGUCAUUUGGAGGAUUCUAAGCUUCCGCUGAACAGGACGGAAUUUCAUCUUGAGCACAUUUUCAAUUUUAUUAAAGCUGGUGUUGAGUCUGUUAUUGAAGAUGAAGUCACUAGCAGAUUUGCUGCAGAAGAGCUACCUGUUUGGAACCUUUUAACUAGGACUAACAAAAACUAUCAAUAUAUAAGUGUUCGACUAACAUGCAUUUGGGGCAUAGGAUUCUUUUUGAGAUAUUGUAUACUUUUUCCAUUACGGUGUCUCAUAACACUUUUUGGUGUUUGCUGGCUUCUCACUUGUACAGCCAUCAUAGGGUCACUUCCAGAAGGAAGGUUCAAACGAUGGAUCUAUUAUCAUACGAGCAUUUUGUGCUUCAGAGUUUUUUCUUGCGCUUGUUCAGCUGUUGUUACUUAUCAUGAUAGAGAAAAUAGAGCUGUAAAUGGAGGUAUAUGCGUUGCUAACCAUACUUCUCCAAUCGAUGUUGUAAUUCUGCAUAGUGAUAAUAGCUACGCAUUGGUUGGUCAAAGUCAUGGUGGUUUUCUGGGAGUUCUGCAGAGUGGAUUGGGAAGAGCCACAUCACACAUAUGGUUUGAACGGGGAGAAGUGAAAGACAGAGAACUUGUACAAAGAAGGUUACGAGAGCACGUCGAAGAUGAAACUAAACUUCCUAUUCUGAUCUUCCCUGAAGGCACAUGUAUAAAUAACACAUCUGUGAUGAUGUUUAAAAAGGGGAGUUUUGAAGUUGGAGGAAUUAUCUACCCUGUUGCCAUAAAGUAUGAUGCAAGGUUUGGUGAUGCUUUCUGGAACAGCAGUAAACAGAGUUACAUGCAGUAUUUGGUGAUGAUGCUCACAAGUUGGGCUGUUGUCUGUGAUGUCUGGUAUCUCCCUCCUAUGAUUAGACAGAAAAAUGAAAGUGCCGUUGAAUUUGCAAAUAGAGUUAAAGCAGAAAUAGCUAGGAAAGGUGGAUUAGUAGACCUAAUGUGGGAUGGACAGUUGAAAAGAAUAAAAGUGAAACAGGAGUGGAUCGAGAAACAACAGGAAGAAUACAGUCGGCGGCUUAAAUUUGACUGAGGAUCUCUCUCUUGCCAUUCUUUUUCUAAAACUAGUCCCCUCCCCCCUUCCAUCAAGAAACCAGCCAUUUGUGUUCACGAUUGUAAUUUAACAACCUGAUUCGUUUUGUGAAUGCUGUUUAUACAUUGCAUUUUUAACUUUAAAAUGAUGGACAAUUUUCGUCUUUCCUGUUUAAAUUAUGUAUGUGUGUGUUUGUAAUAGUUAUAACUUUUAUAUUUAUUGCAUGAAAUAAAUGUUUUCUGAUUGGACUACAAAA
Parasteatoda tepidariorum (common house spider) is the source of this 1830-nucleotide messenger RNA. RefSeq names its product Glycerol-3-phosphate acyltransferase 4 (gene Gpat4). Gene Ontology annotation, cellular component: endoplasmic reticulum. Lineage: Eukaryota; Metazoa; Arthropoda; Arachnida; Araneae; Theridiidae. Gene Ontology annotation, molecular function: glycerol-3-phosphate O-acyltransferase activity. Gene Ontology annotation, biological process: triglyceride biosynthetic process. The record is from RefSeq and is a predicted model, not a curated record.